UUCUAGAAAACAGUAGAACAUAAAAGUGAUAUUUUGAAGUUUCAAAAAUGGCUACCAUUCUCCAAAAAAUAGCAGAGAUAGAAGCAGAGAUGGCUCGUACUCAGAAAAAUAAAGCAACAAGCUACCACUUAGGUAUGCUGAAAGCCAAACUCGCAAAAAUGAGACGUGAGCUAAUUGAACCUAAAAGUGGUGGUGGUGGUGGAAAAGGGGAAGGUUUUGAUGUUGCUAAAACAGGAGACUCAAGAAUUGGGUUUGUUGGUUUUCCGUCUGUUGGCAAAUCUACUUUGCUUUCGAAUUUAGCUGGUGUGUAUUCUGAAGUAGCCUCUUAUGAGUUUACUACUUUAACUACUGUCCCAGGUGUUAUAAGAUACAAAGGAGCAAAAAUUCAGUUACUUGAUUUACCUGGAAUAAUCGAAGGAGCAAAAGAUGGAAAGGGGCGUGGAAAACAAGUAAUUUCAGUUGCUCGAACUUGUAACUUAAUUUUAUUGGUUCUUGAUGUGCUAAAACCCUUGCAUCACAAGAAGAUUAUAGAAAAAGAAAUGGAAGGUUUUGGCAUCAGGUUAAAUAAACUACCACCAAACAUUUAUGUGAAAGUUAAAGAUAAGGGUGGUAUCAAUUUAACAUCAACAUGCAAGCAGUCAAUUUUGGAUUUAGACAUGGUAAAAGCCAUUCUUGGAGAAUAUCGUAUUUGUAAUGCUGAUGUCACUUUGCAUCAAGAUGCCACAGAAGAUGAUCUUAUUGAUGUAGUUGAAGGAAAUAGGGUUUAUAUACCAUGCAUAUACGUUCUUAACAAAAUCGAUCAAAUUUCAAUUCAGGAACUUGACAUUAUAUACAAAAUUCCUCACUGUGUUCCAAUUUCUGCGCAUCACAAAUGGAAUUUUGAUGACCUAUUAGAAAAAAUAUGGGAUUAUUUACAAUUAGUUCGCAUAUAUACAAAGCCAAAAGGUCAACUUCCUGAUUAUACUGCACCUGUAGUGUUGCAUGCUGGUAAAACCUCAGUUGAGCAAUUUUGUGACAAUAUCCAUAAAAGUAUUAUGAAACAAUUUAAAAAUGCAUUGGUUUGGGGUUCUUCAGUUAAGUACCAACCUCAGAAAGUUGGGAAAGAGCAUAUUUUACAAGAUGAAGAUGUCGUACAGAUAAUCAAAAAAGUGUAGUUAUCGAGCCGAUUUUAUGAGUCUGCAUUGUUUAAAAAUGUUUCAAUAUAUGAAUACAUUUCUUUGAUGCUAAAUCUA
Molecule: messenger RNA, 1232 nt
Organism: Hydra vulgaris (swiftwater hydra)
Lineage: Eukaryota; Metazoa; Cnidaria; Hydrozoa; Anthoathecata; Hydridae
Product: developmentally-regulated GTP-binding protein 1
Biological process (GO): cytoplasmic translation
Cellular component (GO): cytoplasm
Molecular function (GO): GTPase activity; GTP binding
Source: RefSeq, a predicted model, not a curated record